AUGGCUUCAGAAUCUACCUCAAUCGUCUCAGAGAUCUUCGACUCAUUGCCCUAUUAUGAUGACGACCUUCAAAAAUAUCCCUACUUGAAAGAGAAAGUCGAUCAAGAAAUAGCCCGCGAACUGAAAGCUACACAAACACUUCACCCGCGCGUGCCUCCACCUGUUACAUUAUUUGCUGACAAUCCUCUUCUAAGAGCAGAACUUGAGCGUGUCGCAGCGAACAAACCAUUCCCCCAGCUAGACACUUUGCGUUAUACAUUACCAUCACCGUCAUCCACACCUGCGUCUGAUGCAGAGUGGAAAUCUGCUCUAGAUAAUGCACAUGCACAACUUCAACAUCAACGGCUGAGGCAACAAAAUCUGGCGUUGCUUCAAACUUACGGAGCCAAUGCCUAUCGAAUACAAAACUACCUGCUGGAAGCUACGGCGAAACGUACCGAAAAAGCUCUUGAAGAGCUUCAACAAUUGACCGUUGAUGUUAAUCGUGAACGCAAAAACACUCAGGAUCGACUCGGCAAGCAAAUAACUGCAUUGGAGACACGUUGGACAGAACUUAUUUCAAGUGUACUCCAAAUUGAAAUGGCAAACGUUGCUUUGGAUGCUGAGGUGGAGAGGUUGAACAAGAAAGAGGCCGAGCUUGCCGAACUCUGA
Psilocybe cubensis is the source of this 651-nucleotide messenger RNA. RefSeq lists its product as uncharacterized. The record is from RefSeq and is a predicted model, not a curated record. Bases 1 to 651 code for a protein of 216 amino acids. The transcript is spliced from 4 exons. Gene Ontology annotation, cellular component: Prp19 complex; precatalytic spliceosome; catalytic step 2 spliceosome. Lineage: Eukaryota; Fungi; Basidiomycota; Agaricomycetes; Agaricales; Agrocybaceae. Gene Ontology annotation, biological process: mRNA processing.